CGUUGCGCGGGGGCUGGCGGGAGCCUGUUACCAAGGCGACGCCUGCAAAGAUGGCUGCUGCGUCUUUGUCGGAUUCCGACAGCGGCCGAACUGAGAGCAAUGAGGCAAGUUCGAAAUGGCUGGACGCACACUACGACCCCAUGGCCAACAUCCAUACCUUUUCCGCCUGCUUGGCGCUGGCAGAUUUGCACGGGGAUGGGGAGUACAAGCUAGUGGUGGGGGACCUUGGCCCCGGUGGGCAGCAUCCCCGCCUGAAGGUGCUCAAGGGACCCACAGUGCUGACUGAAAGUCCUUUACCUGCACUGCCAGCUGCGGCCGCCACCUUCCUCAUGGAGCAACACGAGCCCCGGACGCCAGCUCUAGCACUCGCCUCAGGCCCUUGUGUGUAUGUAUAUAAGAAUCUUAGGCCCUACUUCAAGUUCAGCCUGCCCCAGUUGCCUCCAAACCCCCUGGAGCAAGAUCUUUGGAACCAGGCCAAGGAGGACCGGAUUGACCCCUUGACCCUGAAGGAGAUGCUGGAAGGCAUCCGGGAGAAGGCAGAGGUGCCUUUGUCUGUACAGUCCCUCAGGUUUUUACAGCUGGAGCUGAGUGAAAUGGAGGCAUUUGUGAGCCAGCACAAGUCCAAGUCCAUUAAGCGGCAGACAGUCAUCACCACCAUGACCACCUUAAAGAAGAACCUGGCUGACGAGGAUGCUGUGUCCUGCCUGGUGUUGGGCACCGAGAACAAGGAGCUCCUGGUACUGGACCCGGAGGCCUUCACCAUUUUGACCAAGAUGAGCCUACCCAGUGUGCCCGUCUUCCUGGAGGUUUCUGGCCAAUUCGAUGUGGAGUUCCGGCUUGCCGCCGCCUGCCGCAACGGAAACAUCUAUAUCCUGAGAAGAGACUCCACGCGCCCCAAGUACUGCAUCGAGCUGAGCGCCCAGCCUGUGGGGCUCGUCCGGGUACACAAGGUCCUGGUGGUCGGCAGCACCCAAGAGAGCCUGCAUGGCUUCACCCACAAGGGUAAGAAGCUGUGGACAGUGCAGAUGCCAGCAGCCAUCCUAACCAUGAACCUCCUAGAGCAGCGCUCGCGGGGCCUGCAGGCCGUCAUGGCUGGGCUGGCCAAUGGAGAAGUCCGCAUUUACCAUGAUAAGGCCCUGCUGAAUGUCAUCCGCACCCCGGAUGCAGUGACCAGCCUUUGCUUCGGCCGCUACGGGCGGGAAGACAACACCCUCAUCAUGACUACACGGGGCGGUGGCCUGAUCAUCAAGAUCCUGAAGCGUACAGCGGUGUUUGUGGAAGCAGGAGGUGAGGUGGGCCCCCCACCAGCCCAGGCGAUGAAACUCAGUGUGCCCCGAAAGACUCGGCUUUAUGUGGAUCAGACACUGCGAGAGCGGGAGGCUGGCACCGCCAUGCACAGGGCCUUCCAGACCGACCUCUACCUGCUGCGUCUCCGGGCCGCCCGUGCCUACGUGCAGGCCCUCGAGUCCAGCCUGAACCCUGUGUCCGUGACGGCCCGGGAGCCCCUCAAGCUACACGCUGUGGUUCAGGGCCUGGGCCCCACCUUUAAGCUCACACUUCACCUGCAGAACACGUCAGCAGCCCGACCCAUCCUGGGGCUGCUGGUCUGCUUCCUGUACAACGAGGUGCUCUAUGCUCUGCCCCGGGCCUUCUUCAAGGUCCCCUUGCUGGUGCCAGGACUCAGCUACCCGCUGGAGACCUUUGUGGAGAGUCUCAGUGACAAGGGCAUCUCAGAUAUCAUCAAGGUGCUGGUGCUUCGAGAAGGCCAGAGCGCACCCCUGCUGAGUGCCCAUAUCAACAUGCCUGUGAGUGAGGGGCUGGCAGCCGCCUGACCCCCGAACUGGUGUUGAGAGCCCUGCGGAAUCAGGACCAGGAAGAUACAGCCCCUUGCACCGAGCUGGACAGAGCGAGUGGCCCCAGGCCCAUUCCCCAAUGUUGGGGCUACAGUUUCCUUCUCCCAUGUAUCUCGUUUCUCCCCACCUGGCUGUUGGGUGACCUGUAGAAGCAGGUCAGUGAGUACCCAGGAGGCUCAGCAACUUCCCCUCAGGAAAUCCCAGGCAUUUGCCCCCUGGACGCCUGCUGCUCCUCCAUCUCCCCACUUUUCUCCAGAAAUCACACCCAAGUCUGAAGGAGGAUCUCUGAAGUGGUAAAGGUGAGAGGAGGGGCAUAGGCCCAGCCUUUUCCUUCACUGCUUUCCUUAGACACAUUUACUCGUGUGGCUGCAGAAUUGGCUACGGCCUGACCUGGGAUAAUCAGAGGCUUUUUCUUGAGCAAGACUGAGCCCCCUGUUGCUGCCUGGGGUUCUAGAGGCUUGGCUGAUGCCUAGCUUGGCUUACAGGCAAAUCACAUGCUCCGAUCUCUCCUUGUGAGCUAAACAAGGGACCUUCCUCUUUCUAUUCAGGGGGCCCAGGGAGUGGCUGGCUCCCCACAGGGGGCUUUCCUGAAAUUUGGGCUCAACCAAGGUCUUGGGCCUGUGAUGCUCCAUGACGAAACCCAAGGGAGGAACUGGUGCAGGAGGGCAUAGAGGGCCCGUGCAGGGAGCUAGUGACCCCUGCCCCCACCAGGCUUCUGGAGCCCACACAGCUGCUGUCCUGAUUUGGAUGUUUGUGCCCAGAAAGGGCAUCCCAGGAGAGGAAGGCUCAGUUAGAGCAGAGGUGGGGCUGGGGUGCACGGGCGUUUCUGGGGUCCUGGGGAGGUGCACGGGAGGCAGAAGCCCAGAUGAUUCUUCUGUGCCCUGGAGCCCAGAUCAGUCAUGUCGGUGGGAAGUUCACUGGGCAGUGUGGUCGGGUGAGAGAACGGAGCUGGGAAGGCAUGGGCUGGAGGCACUGAGUGCGGCUUAACCUUGAGGGAAGGCGCAUGCUUAGACCACAAGAACCAGAGACCCACAGUCCUGGCCCUCGGGGCCUCCUGGAGCCCUGGCCGGUCUGCCUGGCCCACCUCUCAGCCCUCUGCAAGGCUGGUGCUACCAGGGCCACCCCGAGCCACUUGUGAGCCAGGACCCUGCCCUUUGAGGGCCUGGAUCUUCCUCUGUCUGACCAGGAGCAGCCUCCCAUGUGGUAGGUAUCUCAGGCGUGUGGGAAGGAACCAACCCCUUCCGGGCUGCUUUCCCCACAUGUAGAAGGAGGCAGUUUGAGCAGAUUCAGCUCUGGCAUCCUGGGAGUUGGGCAGCCCCUCUAGAGGAAAUGAGUCAACUGCAGAAAGGAGAUAUUUGACAGGAUAACUGUAGAGCUCUGGCCCUUGAUACCAAGGGCCCCAACCUAACUGCUGUGCCCAGGCAGUGGCCUCUGUGUCCAGGACACCAGUGAGGGAUUGGCAUCCACAGCUCACAGCCCACCCCCUAACCCUUCCAAGGAAUGCUUUCUGGGACCAGGUUAAGAGAAGCAAGUGGGGGAGGAGGCGGUGCGUGGGUGGCUCAGUCAGUUGAGCAUCUUACUCUUGAUCUCAGGGUGGGGAGUUCAAUCCCUGCGUUGGGAUCCAUGCUGGGUGUGGAGCCUACUUAAAAAAGAGAAAGCAUGAGGUCUGGACCAAAGAGAGAGCCCAUCCCCCUCCUCUGUGCACAGUCUGGCCGCUCGCAGACAUAGAUCAGUUGGAUCAGAACGGUGAAGGGUCUCUAGAUGGAGCCAAGUGGGGCACGGUUGGAGCAAGCAGGCGGUUUACCCGGAAAUGGAGAGAGAAACACAGGGAGUGUCACUGUCAGCCGGAGGGAUUUCAGCUUAACCUGAAGAACUUCCUGAGAGAGCUUAGCAGAGUUGGAAAGACCUGCCCUAGAAGGAAAUGAGCCCCGCGUCUCUGGGACGGGGCUAGCUCUUCGCAGGGUGUGUGUGCUGGGCGACGUGACUGUAGACUCUCUUCUACCCCAAUCAAGGGAUGACUUGUGAACUUGGAACAGAAAGUCUGAUCUGGAUUCUGUUCGUAGCUCUUUCAUGAUGAGGAAAGUGGAGAAACUUCCAAAGCCCAGCGCCUCUUGAGAGUCUGUGUGAUUUGAUACGACGUACCUGUGUGAACUGUGUCCCUGUGGACAAGUGGAACAACAGGAAACCAGGGCGGUGCCUGCCACCCAGGGCCCUCACUAGUCAGAGCUUCAGGAGGCUGUCGACAUUGGGGAUGACGGGGGUUGGUAUCUUUGUAAAAAGUAUUUUUCUAAAAACGUACCUACUUAGAACUAUGGAGUUAGUUUACAAGAAAAUAGCCUCUGCCCAUUACCCACGACUGCUCCCUUGCUAUAGUCAUUUUCAGUUCUCUUAGCUAUUAUUUUUUUCAGUGAUUUCUCUGAGCUCAACAUGAGGCUUGAAUUCACAACCCCAAGAUCAAGAGUCACGGGCUCCACUGACUGAGCCAGCCAGGUGCCCCAUUAGCU
Messenger RNA from Lutra lutra (Eurasian river otter), 4357 nucleotides. It is a transcript of the gene BBS1, whose product is annotated as Bardet-Biedl syndrome 1. The transcript is spliced from 17 exons. Gene Ontology annotation, molecular function: smoothened binding; patched binding. Gene Ontology annotation, biological process: non-motile cilium assembly; protein localization to cilium. Lineage: Eukaryota; Metazoa; Chordata; Mammalia; Carnivora; Mustelidae. The coding region runs from base 51 to 1832 and encodes 593 amino acids. Gene Ontology annotation, cellular component: BBSome; centrosome; axoneme. The record is from RefSeq and is a predicted model, not a curated record.